Messenger RNA from Exophiala aquamarina CBS 119918, 927 nucleotides. RefSeq lists its product as uncharacterized. Lineage: Eukaryota; Fungi; Ascomycota; Eurotiomycetes; Chaetothyriales; Herpotrichiellaceae. Gene Ontology annotation, cellular component: ribosome. Gene Ontology annotation, molecular function: structural constituent of ribosome. Bases 1 to 927 code for a protein of 308 amino acids. The transcript has a single exon. Gene Ontology annotation, biological process: translation. The record is from RefSeq and is a predicted model, not a curated record.
AUGAAUUCCUCUUCAGCACCCAGCUUCCUGCGUGCUUGUCGAGCCCAAUCAACACGCACAGUAGUCCUUCGAUCAUCAGCUGCGUCAACCACAAGAGCUCCAUUCAGCACGGAACGACAACUACGCCGAUGCCAGAGGCAGGCGGCACUUGAGCGUCGCACGCGCGUCUUCUCGACAAGCAGUGCCGCGUGGAACAAUCCGGGCGAAGAAAGACUCCGGCCCAGCAGCAACGAAACGGCCGAACAUGCCUCUCAUCCCGCGACCUCCACCGGCGCCUCGCAAGCGAAGACCGAAGAAGAGGCACCAAUGAUAUCUUCUUCCCAGCAGCAAGGUGCCAGUGCAGAAACCACAACCGCAACAGCGGCACCGCUCCAGGACAGAAGCCACACAGCCCUCCAACGGCGAGGAGAGGCUCUCGGAUCCAAGCGCAGGAGAAUGGAGGACCAUCACCCCAAGAACCUACAGCCCGAUUCCGCCGACUACAGAUACCGAGCAUGGAAAGGCGAGGACAAAGCAUUCGUCGAGAAGAGCUCCAAGCUGGUCGGCACCGUGACACGGACGGGGACAAUGCGCAAGACCGUCCGCGUGAGCCGCAACGUGCAGGUGUGGGACGCGCAUCUGCAAAAGCACUACACGCGGGCAUCGCACGCGCUGGUGCACGAUCCGGACGAGCUGCUGGUCGAGGGUGACGUCGUGUCCUAUGUGGCUGGGUUCCCGCCCAGCAUCGUGAAGGACCGGCUUGAGAAAGGACGGGCCGUGGAUGUGAAAGGGAAGGUCAACUCCACCGUGGUCGACGUCCUGACGCCGUUUGGUCGCACAAUGGCCGACAGGCUCUGGGCCAGGGUCGUUCCUGAUAUCACUGAGAUUGCCGAUCAGCUCGUCCGCCGCACCGACGCUCCUCGCGCCCCAUCCGCCGCCGCUGUUUAG